AACCAUGGCGGUGAACCAUGACGUCACCGGCUUCUCAAACCACCUUGGGGCAAAUCUCACUUCUGAUUGGCUCAAAACGAGGAAGUACCUUCGCGGCCAAUCACACACGCGUUUACUCACCGAUUAGCCUGUACCAACAUGGCAGCGCUCUGAGUCCUGCAGGAAGCAACCAGGAGUAAAUAAAGACACAUUUGACGUUUUAGAGGGAGCGACAGCGUCCGGACGUCCGUGUUUAGGACCGGUUGGAUCCGAGGGGGGAAAAUGUCGAGUGACGGCAGUAAAAAACAGUUCUGGAAAAGAAACGCAGCGAAGGUUCCUGGCAGCAUUCAGCAUGUGUAUGGCGCGCAACACCCACCUUUUGAUCCACUCCUCCAUGCGAACUUGAUUAAGGCGGGCAACAAGCCAUCUCCCGCCACGCCGGGCAAGCCCAAGAAGGCCACGACGUUCCAAGAGUUCGAGAGCAUUACGAGCGACGCCUGGGACGUCGGCGACGACGAUGACGAGCUCCUGGCCAUGGCAGCGCAGAACCUCAACAUCGAGGUUGUCAUGGAGACCGCUAAUAAGGUGAUAGAAAAUCACAGCAAGCUGCAGGAGAGACAGAAGCUGGACGACACCGUAGAGUCGUGUCAAAGAGGGGACGACAACACGCAAGAGGCGGAGUAUGAGGAAGACGACGAGGAGGACGAUGAGGAUGACCGAGUGGAGGAGGGAGACUUGACCAGUCCAGAGGUUUCCUUUUCCUUCCAGAGCAGUCCUGACACUGAGGGACGUUUGGUUAAAUCCCAAAGCGAAGCUCCGAUCGGAUCACCGAAAGAUGCAGCAAGCGAGCACGCCGCCCUCUACAGACAGCGCUCUCUGCCCCACCGGCCCCCCGUCAUCCCACUCGUAGCUCGCAUGGCUGACCAGAACACGUCGGGCACCCCGGUCAUGACCGAGAGGGAGGCGUCGCGUCUGGAUAAAUUCAAGCAGUUGUUGGCUGGCCCUAACACAGAUCUUGAAGAGCUUCGGAAACUCAGCUGGUCUGGAAUCCCGCGACAAGUUCGACCAAUCACGUGGAAGCUCCUCUCUGGGUACCUGCCAGCCAAUGCAGAGAGGCGAGACAAUGUCCUCCAGAGGAAGCGGCAGGAGUAUUUUGGCUUCAUCCAGCAGUACUACGACUCCCGCAAUGACGAGCACCAUCAGGACACGUACAGACAGAUUCACAUUGACAUACCGAGAACUAAUCCUCUUAUUCCUCUCUUUCAACAAGCUUCUGUCCAAGAGAUAUUUGAACGCAUCCUCUUCAUUUGGGCCAUACGGCACCCUGCCAGCGGCUACGUGCAAGGCAUCAACGACCUGGUCACGCCCUUUUUUGUGGUCUACGUCUUUGAGUACAUCGAGGAAGAAGUGGAAAACUUUGACGUGUCCAGUCUCCAGGAAGAGGCUCUGAGGAACAUCGAAGCUGACAGCUUCUGGUGCAUGAGCAAGCUGCUGGACGGCAUCCAGGACAACUACACUUUUGCACAGCCGGGCAUCCAGAGGAAAGUCAAGGCCUUGGAGGAGCUGGUCAGCAGGAUUGACGAAUCGGUGCAUCAUCACAUGCAGCAUUACGAGGUGGAAUACUUGCAGUUUGCCUUCCGCUGGAUGAACAACCUUUUGAUGAGGGAGCUGCCGCUACGAUGCACCAUUAGAUUGUGGGACACCUACCAGGCUGAACCGGAGGGUUUCUCCCAUUUCCACCUCUACGUCUGUGCAGCCUUCCUGGUGAGGUGGAGGAAAGAGAUUCUAGAGGAGCGAGACUUUCAGGGCCUGAUGAUCCUGCUGCAGAACCUUCCCACAAUGCACUGGGGCAACGAGGAAGUCAGCGUGCUCCUGGCCGAGGCCUACAGGUUGAAGUUCGCCUUCGCCGACGCCCCCAACCACUACAAGAGAUGAUGACGCUGCGCCCCCCACCCCCCCAGCCGCCUCCUGGCCAUUCACACUUGAGCUAUGAGAGAUUGAAGUAACUGAGAGGGCGACACACUGAACAUGUUUUUUUUUUUACUUUUUGUGUUUUUUCCCCCCCCAAAUGCGUGGAAGGCGACCUCAGGUGCAACGUGGAGCGAUUGCUGGCGAUGGCCAAUGAGUGUUCUGGCUCUUUCUCUGCAGAGAUUUGACCUUUUUUGUCAGUUUUGUGCAGUCAAUGGACGGCGGCGCAAAGGGCAGAGCACGUGGCGUGCAUAACUGAACCUUCUCUCCCGCUCAACCUGACGUUUUUUUUUGUUGUUUUUUUUUUGCCUUCGCCUUGCCCUCGAGCGAUGAGGAUUGCCCCUCCUUGGAGUCCAGAGAGCUUCAUCAGCAUCCACAUGAAUCAAGCGCCACCGGGGGGUAAGAAUUUAUCUCCCUGCAACAUCUUAUUUAUUGGCUCCAGGGAAGUCAUAAAGUGUCUCAAUAGGACGCGUGAGGAUUGGUCAAGGGACUUACCUUGGGAAAGAUUUUUGUUUGCAAAGAUUGUUGUUGCCACCUGAGCCCACAGGGAUGGACGCCUUUCCAUUUUUCUUCCCCCCGCUCACAUUAUCAGCCUUUUAGAAGUUUUUUUAUUUAUUUUUUUAUGAUUUGUCUACAUUAUCCCAUUAAAUCGUGCCUGACAUCAAGAAAUAUAUAUAUAUAUAUAUUUUUUUUUUUUUCCAAUUUUUACAUGUUUUUAUUUUCAUAUUUUGCUUAAUGUUCUGGCUGUUAUGUGAGUUACAAACCCCGCCCCUAUAAUAGUGAUUGUCCAAUCAUAUGGCAGCAACACUUCCGACGUCUUUCCCACCCUCCGUUUUAGGAAGUCCAUGAUCAUAUUUCUAUAAUGACACACUUGCAGGUCACAAUAUUAGGCACACCUACAAAAGGGGAGGACCAGCCUAUCAACAAUUUAAAGAAGGGCGGGGCUUACUGAUGAAUCACUUUUGUUUUUAAUGCCUUCAUUUAACAAGUGUAAAAAAAAAAAAAAAAGUUUAUAUUUUAGCCUUUUUUUGUUGUUUUUUUAAAUUGAAUCAGUAGAUAGAAUUAAUAUCUGGCAUCCCCCUUUUAAGGAAGUUGGGGAUUUAUUGAAGCAUCAUGUUUGUUCUGAUUGCCUUGAUUCGCUAGAAAAAAUAAAAUAAAACAAAUAAUACAGAUUUAACAAGUGUAAAAAAAAAAAAGCUGAUCUUUUAGACUUUUUUGAAAUUUAAUAAGUAGAUAGAAUUAAUAUCUCGCUUCUCCAAUUUAAGGAAGUGAGGGACUUAUUGAAGCAUCAUGUUUGUUCCUAUUGCCUUGAUCACAUUGAAAAAAAUAUUAAAAUAAUACAGAUACAUAGCAAGUGUAGAAACAUUUUAAAAAAGUUGAUUUUUUUAGACUUUUAAAUAGUUUUUUUAAAAAAUUUGAAUCAAUAAAGAUACUAUUUGGGAUCUCCAAUUUAAGGAAGUGGGGGGGUUGUUAAGCGUCACAUUUGUUAUUAUGGCCUUAUUCUGCGAAAUACAUUGAUAAAAAAUAAAAUAAAAAUACAGAUUUAACAAUUUAAAAAAGUUAAUCUUUCUGACAUUUUUAUUUUUUUUACUUUUUACAUUUAAUUUUACAAAAUGAAUCAAUAGAUAUAAAAAAUAUCUGGCACCCCCAUAUUAAAGAAGGGCAGAUCAUACUGUAGCAUCAUUUUUGUUCUAAUCCUUUAUUCCACAAAUGACAAUCGAUUAAAAGGAAAAAAAAAACACUCAUUCAAAAGGUUUUGUUUUUUUAACUUUUUUAAUUGUUUUUAAAACAUGAAUCACUAGAUAGAAUAGAUAUCUGGCAUCCACCAUUUAAGGAAGGGCGGGUCUCACUGGAGCAUCACUUUUGUUCUUAUUGCCUUAUUCCACAAAUGACAAUUGAUAAAAAAAAAAUUAAAAAAAGAUAAACAAGUGUAAAAAAAAAAAAGUUGCACUUUUAGACAUAUUUUUUAAACUUUUUAAAAUUUAUUUUACAAAUGAAUCAACAGAAUAAAUAUAUGGCACCUCCAAUUUCAGGAAGGGCAGGGAUUGUUGAAGCAUCACUUUUGUUCUUGCCUUAUUCCACAAAAAGACUUUGAUGAAAAAAUAACAGAUUCAACAAGUGUAAAAAAAUAUAUUUUUAAAAAGUUGAUCUUUCAGACAACUUUUUAAUAUUUUUUUUACUAUUUAAAUUUUAUCUUACAAAUGAAUCAAUAGAAAUAAUAAAUAUCCUGCAUCCUCAAUGUGAGGAAGGGCAGGGCUUCUUGAAGCAUCACUUUUGUUCUUAUUGCCUAAUUCCACAAAUGACAAUACAUUAAAAAAAAUAUAUUCAGCAAGUGUAAAACAAGAAAAAGUUUAUUUUUCAGACUUUUUUUUUUAAUUUUUUUUUUUAACUUUUUAAAUCUUAUUUUACAAAUAAAUGAGUAGAUAGAACAAAUAAUGUAGUGUGAGUCUGCACACACAAGCAUCCCCAUGGUGGUGAAAGUGCAUGUCCUUUCUGGCUGGAGCCUCCCUCUUUCACCCCGUACACACACACACACACACACACACACACACACACACACACACACACACACACACACACACACACACACACACACACACACACACACACACACACA
Molecule: messenger RNA, 4564 nt
Organism: Entelurus aequoreus (snake pipefish)
Lineage: Eukaryota; Metazoa; Chordata; Actinopteri; Syngnathiformes; Syngnathidae
Gene: tbc1d22a
Product: TBC1 domain family, member 22a
Exons: 14
Coding region: 262-1914 (550 amino acids)
Biological process (GO): activation of GTPase activity
Molecular function (GO): GTPase activator activity
Source: RefSeq, a predicted model, not a curated record